Pungitius pungitius (ninespine stickleback) is the source of this 1597-nucleotide messenger RNA. It is a transcript of the gene hibadhb, whose product is annotated as 3-hydroxyisobutyrate dehydrogenase b. The coding region runs from base 81 to 1073 and encodes 330 amino acids. The transcript has 8 exons. The record is from RefSeq and is a predicted model, not a curated record. Gene Ontology annotation, molecular function: NAD binding; 3-hydroxyisobutyrate dehydrogenase activity; NADP binding. Gene Ontology annotation, cellular component: mitochondrion. Gene Ontology annotation, biological process: L-valine catabolic process. NCBI's taxonomy places the organism in Eukaryota, Metazoa, Chordata, Actinopteri, Perciformes, Gasterosteidae.
UCUACUGUUUGAUUGGACGCUGUGAACGUCAUUAACGUACGUACUGUUACAUCACACGCAAGGGUCAAGAGAAAAGAAGCAUGGCCGCCGUGUUAAGAGGGUCUCGGUACCUAGGUGGAAAGUGUUUCAAGCAUGUUGACUUUGCAUUCGUCUCCACUAGGUCUUUGGCCUCGAAGACACCGGUGGGUUUCAUUGGUCUGGGCAAUAUGGGAAACCCAAUGGCGAAGAACCUGCUGAAGCACGGAUACCCAGUCAUCGCUACUGAUGUGUUCCCGGAGUCCUGCAAGGAAGUGCAAGAGCUGGGCGCUCAGAUCGUGGAUAAUCCUGCUGAGGUAGCGGAGAAGGCUGACCGCAUUGUCACCAUGCUCCCCUCUAGUCCCAAUGUCAUUGAUGCAUACACUGGACCCAAUGGCAUUCUCAAAAAGGUGAAGAAGGGCUCCCUACUCAUUGACUCCAGCACCAUCGACCCAGCAGUUUCAAAAGAUAUGGCUGCAGCUGCUGAGAAGAUGGGGGCAGUUUUUAUGGAUGCACCUGUAUCAGGAGGUGUGGGUGCUGCCAGUUCGGGUAAACUAACAUUCAUGGUUGGCGGCGCAGAGGCGGAAUUCACUGCAGCAAAAGAACUGCUUACAUGCAUGGGAGCUAAUGUGGUUUACUGCGGUCAGGUUGGAACUGGACAGGCUGCUAAAAUCUGUAACAACAUGCUUCUAGCCAUUGGAAUGAUUGGGACUUCGGAAACCAUGAACUUAGGAGUCAGACUUGGUCUUGAUCCUAAACUGUUGGCUAAGAUCCUGAACAUGAGUUCAGGCCGCUGCUGGUCCAGUGACACCUACAACCCCGUGCCUGGCGUCAUGGAGGGAGUCCCGUCCGGGAAUAACUACCAGGGAGGCUUCGGCACACAGCUGAUGGCAAAGGAUCUGGGCCUCGCACAGAACACAGCCACCAACACAAAGACCCCUGUCCCACUCGGCUCGCUGGCCCAUCAGAUCUACCGUAUGAUGUGCGCUCGUGGUUAUGCCAAUAAAGAUUUUUCCUCCGUGUUCCAGUUCUUGCGUGAGGAGGAGGGCGGCCAGUGAUUUCUGUCUCCACCCGUCCACAGCCUGGCCAGGUCAGGCCUGGCCAUGCACGGGACCAACAUAGCGUGGUUGCAUUUCGCCCCCCCCCCCCCAGGAAGUUGUGAAAGACAUGAAAUCAAGAGAGCUCCAACACAGUGUGACGGAUCGCACGAGCACUUCUCAUCCUAUUGGAAAUCAUGUUUCCUGUGGGAUCCAUAGCCUCCUUACUGCAGCACUCCUUUUCAGUUUUAGAAGUUGGUGAACUGAUACACAGUUAAUCCAAAGGAUUAGUGGACUGUCGAGCAGCGGCAGCAGACCUUUUUUUAAAGAGUCUGUUGUGAAUUUUUCUUAAGAAGUUGUGUUUGUCAAAGCUUGACAUCUGCAAACUUGGUUUAGUCUCCACAUAUGUAUCUAGUGUUUAUCAUUUCUUUGUUGUGAUUAUUUUUCUUUUUCUGGGGAUACUUAUUUUGACAAUGGAAAUGUUACUUUGGUGUAAGCGUUCUAAUAUCAUAUCCUGAUGGUAAAUAAAUACAAAUCCAAAUGUC